AUGAUCACCACACCGACGGGAGGCUUGGUCGGUGCUUUUGCUGAUAGAGUUCCUGACGUGCCAUUGAGAAGGACACAGCGUCGAAAUGCCAACCGCCGUAAACACAGAGCCUUCGUUCGCCUGAAAAGAAGACGUACAAGGGAGGCAGAAGCAGCACUUAUCCCGAUUCCUGAGGAGAGGGUCUACGACCAUAGCCCAAUAGAAACUUCCACUAAUCCGCCAGUCGCCGGAGGCAAGAUAGGGCUUGGUGUGGAUUCUACACAGUCAGAGAUUCCCGACGAGCUUUGCCCGGGAUGUCCAAUGUGUAAUGUAGAGAUCCCGAGGCGGACGUCAGCAGCCGGGGCAUUUACAGAAUGCCCCGAGUGUAAUGUUCUACACCUGGAGCGCUACGGGACAUUCGAGGAAUACACUGCUGCGAGUAUGAUAUUGAGAAAUGUCGACCAUCCAGAAGUCGAGCCGUACGUCCCAAGGUUUGCUGAGACGCUGCAGUUCUGGAUAGGGGAGCAGCCCCGACACGUACAAAAGAUUCCUGCAAUCGAGCUUGAAAGAAUGAACAGAGUCAAAAAACAGGAAUUUGAAUUCUACGAGGGGAUCCGAGGAAAGUCUGUCAACAUCUUGGAGGGUUUGGAAUUACAUACAGGAGUUUUCUCUGAAAGAGAUGAGAGAAGGAUUCUAGACUGCGUGUUUGACUUGCGAGACAGAGGUCGUGCUGGAUUAUUGAUGAAGAAAACGUACUCAGAGCCGCAGAAAUGGAUGAGAGGCAAAGGACGAAUUACAAUUCAAUGCAGUUGCUGCUACAACUUCACGAGGGAUAGGCUGGGGAAUCCCCCGAGCAUCUUAGGAUAUGACGAGGUGGAUCCUUUGCCUUUCGAGAUAAGAAAGAUGAUCAAAAGAAUGGUAAGGUGGAGCAUACUGUCUGCAGAUUGCAUCCCGAAUAGCUGUAUUAUUAACAUUUAUGAGGAGGGAGACUGCACUCCGCCCCAUAUAGAUUACCACGACUUUGUCAGGCCUUUCUGUAGGUCCUUCAUGAGCAAGAGCAACAUUCUAUUUGGAAGAGAAAUCGACAUUGUAGGACCUGGAGAGUUCAGAGGAUCAGUCGAGAUUCCGCUGCCAGUGGGUUCAGUUCUGAUUUUGAAAGGAAAUGGAACAGACUUGGCGAAACAUUGCAUCCCAGGAGUGCCACAUCGCAGGGUUUCUGUUACUUUGAGAAGGAUGGACGAUAGCAGGGUGCCACACGGGUUUCAACCAGAUUUAGAAUUGGAGGAACUACGCCUGUACUAG
This is a messenger RNA of Phalaenopsis equestris, 1281 nucleotides long. RefSeq lists its product as uncharacterized. Gene Ontology annotation, molecular function: mRNA binding; demethylase activity. Lineage: Eukaryota; Viridiplantae; Streptophyta; Magnoliopsida; Asparagales; Orchidaceae. Gene Ontology annotation, biological process: mRNA catabolic process. The record is from RefSeq and is a predicted model, not a curated record.